AUGGCCUCGCACGAUUGCAUGGCGCAUUUGUGGAUCCCGCCACAGGACACAGCCGCCAUGGCCGAAAAACCCGCCGCUCCCCUGGUGCUGCUGCUGGCACCCGGUGAUCGCGCGGCGGCGGUGCGGGAGACGUUGAUGUCGUUGAAGUCAUUGAGGUGUCAGGGUGGGUGGGCCUCAGUGGUCGCGGUGAUGGUGGCCCCCUUGGCCGCCCUGCUAUUGUUCGCUGCCGACAGCUUUCCCUGGAUCAAAGUAGAAACCUAUGAGGCCACGAGCACGUCUCUCCGAGCGCAUUUUACGCUGGCCGAGGGAUGCAUGCGUGUGCGCUUUCUUUCGGAUGGACGUAGGCGGCAGGUCGAACCCUUGCGCGUCCCCUGGAUACCGUUGGAAGAUCUGGUGGAGGGACCUCCGGCAUUGGCACAAUUCCGCAGGCAAUUGCUGCGACCCAAUCAGAGAGUUGACGCCCUCGGGGCUCGGCCCGGUGAAAGGGACAUGGAAUUUGUGGUGAAUAAUUUGGAUCGCACCAGGAAAUGCAGCGAAUGGGAUCCCACUUUCUUCAGACCUUUGGAUACAGCAUCAGUGUUCACCGAGCUAGCAAAGAAUGGCGCGCUGGGUCUACUGCUGGGUGCCUGGCUAUCGCAACUCUUGGGCCUGGCGUUGCUGAGGCGAUCAAAACCUGGCUCCUGGAAACCUGUGUUGGUGCUACGAAUGUCCGGCUGCCUUUACCUUCUCAGUUGUGCCGUUUCUGUGGCUGGACUGACGCACUACAGUGCCGUGAUGCGGCAUCGCUUGAAGGUCCUGUGUUCGGAAUUCGUGUUGGGCAUCAGCGGUGGCGAUGUGGUGCUGUGGCCACAGGAUCUGCAGUUGCAGAUGGCCACAGGUUCACAUUUUAUGCUGACCAGCGCCUUCGUGAGUUUCUUGCUGGGCAUCCACCAGCUUACAGAGGAGUGCCUUGGCAUUCGGUCCAAUGGUUUUCCGUGGCGCCUAGCAGUAGCCCUGCCGGGAGAGUCCAAAGUGAGGGGUGCACCACCUUUGCUGCGCGGAGCGGCUGGGACCUACAUCGACGUGGUCGUGAACCUUCCGGUAUUUGUCUUGGUGCUCGGGCUUGCAUCUCUGACAUUGCCUCGGCGUUCCUCCACGUGUAUGACAUUUCCCCUGGGCUACAUCAUUGCAUUGGUCUUUGGGGUCUUCCCGUUCUUCGGCGACGGCAUCUCCUACGUUGCGGCGAGCUCAGCGGAGGCAGAGAGCCAACGCGAGGCGUGCCUGGUUCCUCCACCGUACUGGUUGGGCUACUUUGUCACCAGUUCGGCUGAAGCGCAUCAGAACCAUCCUAGACGGGGCUUUCCUGAGAAGACUGCAAGCAGCAAUGGCUUCGAACGCACAGCAGGGGUGGCUUUGUGGGACCUGCAGGAAGAUGAGGUCACCGAACGCAUGGUUCUGCGACCUGUGCGGGCAAUCUUGGGAAGUUUGCUCAGCCCCUACCAAUGCACAGCAGGGGCAGCCGCGCAGAAGUCUCGGAAGAAGAAUGCCAGUCAGUCUUGGCAAUAUGCAGAGGCGCAUCCUGUGACCAGGAGCGAGCACAGCAAUCCUCCCUGGCACCCGGGAUCUUCGUGGAACAUGCAUCAACCAGUUGCGCCACCGAUGAUGGAUGGCAAGGGCUAUGGCAAAGGCUUCAACCAUUUGAAUAUGCAGUUGGCCUCUCCUCCCCCUCCGCCUCCACCGAUGCUAGUGGGACAGCCUGUACCACAUGGAGUUCCGUGGAUGCCGCAAAAUUUGCAACAUCCUAUGCCAGUGACGCCAAUGAUGCCUUUUGUGCCGCCUGUGGAUCAUGCUAUGGCACCACCACCACAGGCUCAUGUGCCAGACGAAGUCCUGGACGAGCAGAAGAAAGAGAAAAGCGCCCAAUACAAGCUCAACAAGAUCGUCAAAGCAGCCAAAAAGGAGGAUCAUUUGUCGCCAGAGUUCCAAGAUCUCGUCCACAAGGAGAUGAAGAAAGACGACAAAGAGAGCACGGACGACUUGUUGGCAGCGGUGAAGGAACUGGGAGUUGCAAAGGAGUCCUUGAUGGAAGUAGAACGGGCGCGCAUGCAACUCUGGUCGCAGUGGCGUAUCUUUUUACAACAAUCAGUGGUGAAGUGGAAAGAGUACACUGCGCAAUUUCAAUCCUCAGAGUCCUCUUUCCAUACCCGAAUGCAAGAGGCCACAGCCUAUCUCAAACGGGUACAACGCCGAGUGGAUCGUGCCAAGAAGAGGGCGGACAAGCUGGGCCUGGACAAGGAAGAAGUCUUGCAGAUCUCAGACGACGACAUGGAGGAGGCCGACAUCAGAGAAGAGGAGGAGCUGCCACGAGACGAACAUGCGCAGAAGAUCCAAGAAGGACUUCGCCAGGUGGUCACCAGCCUGUCGGAUCUUUCCGAGUCAGCCGAAAAGCUGGAACCAAAGGCCAAACGACCACGCACCAAAGAGGAAGAGGAGCAAUUUGGAGACAAAUACUCCAACUUGCCCUUUGAUGAGUGUAGUCAAUGGACUCACACAAUCCUCUCUGAGCCGACCUUUCUGUCGCCGUGGCGAGCCGCUGAACAAGCCUUUGACCUGGCGAUAGAAUGUGGCGACUGGCACACCUUACGAGUGGACACUUUUUCACUGACACCCAAGAAGAGAAGCACUAAGCCUGGAGUUCGUUUUGAUGAAUCAGUUCUUGUCUUUCAGGGGAAAGACGACGGUGUGGAGUUCCAACCACACCUUGCUGUCAUCAACGAUUUCUACACAAGGCCCGUUCCCCGACAGUGCCCUUCAGGAGCUCGGAAGUCGUCUCCUACAAGAGGUUGGUCAGGUACCAGUCCACAUGCCUCGCAGUCGUCUGGACAGUCAACCCAAUCCGGCUUGCCCUUUGACCUUCCUCCAUAUCUACAUCACUUGGAGAUCAAGUGGAAAGAAUCAGGGAUCAAUCUCAUGCCACAUGAGAGAUACAGAUUGAGGACCUGGUACAUACAUCACGAGCACAACCUGAUCUGGAAGAUUCCCCGCUUUGUGGAACUGCAACCUGACCCGCUACAAUGGCAUCAGGAUGUUUUGCACCAGUGGCGGGAUCAACUGCACAGUGAUGCAGUCCUCAACAUCGCGGUUGUCUUCCCAGAGGUUCGUGCUCUACGGCAGGCACAAGUGCAUGGCGAUCUCAUUCUCACCCAGGGAGCUCAUGACCGUUGUGGAGGCCUCACUACUGUCUUUCCACCGGGCAGCGAUGAACAAGGCAGCUACACAUGGGCAGCAUCAUAUCCCAGACACCUCAGUGGAGUUGAGAUUCUUCGUGGAGUGGCUGCGGACUCCCUUCUGCUCUCCCAUGCGUGUGACGUUUUCCAUGGAGGAGUGUCCAUUCCUGUCACCCCUCAGCCCACGCAUUGGAUGAUGAACGGGCAUUCAUUUGUAGCAGUCUUUCAAGACCUCACAGGAGCUCCUGGAACAGAUGACUCUGCCAUACAAUCAAUGCCUACAGGAGCAUCACAGCCUCAAGCAGUUGCCUCUGAUCCACCUGUUCCUCCAGAUCCAGAGGAUCCAGAUGACUUGGCUGCACCCCACUCGGAACAUCAGGAAUCUGAGGAAGACAGCUCCACAGCCUCGAGCUCCAGUUUUGAUGAAGAAGACCUGCAAGGUCUACAGAUCUUUGGAUUGGCACAACAAACUCACCAUUGCUUUGUCCGCUGGAAGACCUACACUGGUGUCCUGCUGGACGUUUUGGCAUCCAUUGGUCUUCAUCGCGACUUUGCGAUUGGUUUUCACUCUUUGCAGGCCGAUCUUGUUGACCAACAUGCUGCGGAAGAUGCAAUUAUUCUACAACGCGUUGGUGAUGUUCCACCCGGAAGCUCCCAUCAGCUUGGCCUGGUUGACAUUGUGACGCAUUGCCCCACAACCAAUUCUCAGCGAGCCCAACGUGCAGUCCAUCUCCUACCUCCUCAGCUAUGUCGUCAAGGACUCAUCUUGGAGCUUGGAUUACAGAACUCCUGCGUUUUGGGCGAUCAGACAGACCAUUGCACCAUCUACCACAACAAUAUCUUGUGGGAGCCUUUGGACUUUGGACCUCGAGAACUUCUUCAUGGUGUUUAUCUACGUGUAGUGAUUGGAGAACCUGCUCGACAACCUCACAAGACGGCAGUUUCACAAUCUACUACCACAGAGUGUCAGACGGAAGAACGCCCAACCAAGUAUAGCAGGAGCCGGACGCCCGCAGCCAGCUCUAUGUCAUCUACACAGGGGCUUCAGAUGCAUCAGAGCAGCACUCAGCUUCACAGACAGAAGACUUCUCCCUUGCUUCAACACAGUGCGUCGUAUCCUAGCCUCGGCUAUGCACACCCUGGAGUUGUUGCACAACACUCAACAGGCAGGAGAGGGAGAUCAUCUUCGCGUGCUGAAUGGACCGUUCAAGUCCGACGACAGUACAUUGAGUCUUCCAUUUGUGAAGAUCCAGAAGAGGGACCAGUUGCAUACUGGACCACCUGGUACCUCCACCACCAACGCUAUCUGCGGAACAUGGAAUCCCGGACUUUGCGACUUGAUCGUUUUGCCAGCCACUGGCAUCGAGACCUUCAAGAUCUUUGGGCUGGCGUCAUUGACCCACUGGACGACUUUCAAGUCUUUGUCGUGAAUCCUGAACCACCUGCUGAUGAUGAACACCAAGCACAAGGACACCUUUUGAUUGUACAAGGGCAAUCUGAUCAGGUCCCAGCUCUGCUUUCUACAGUUUUCGAUCAUCCAGUUCAUCGCAGACUCUGGCGCCUGGCGGCGCUGAUGCCGGCCUUUGUCCAGACGAUUGACGUGAAUGAGAUCCUCAGUCUUCAACGCUGGUGCACACGACGACAAUGUGAAUAUCAUUCCAGUUCGGGUCCUUGGCACGAGGGUGAAGUCAUCCCUCUACAGCCAGGAGAAGGUCUUCAGAUCACAAUCACUCAACAGCCCAUACAUGAAGAUCAUGAUGGCCUUGGUUUGAUGCAAACAAGUUGCUCCAGUGUGCGAGACGACAUCCGCGGCACCUACAGCCUUCACAGAGAUCGAUGGCUAGUUGAUGACCCUAGUCAUUGGUUACAAGAGGUCAUGGCUCUGUGGCAGGAUGUUUUUCAGCCAGGCGAUGACACACUUAUUCAGAUUAUCCAUCCACAACCAGUUCAAGCAGGCCUGAGGAUUGAUACACCUCACUUGAUGAUCGAACAAAAGCCUAGUGAGGGACAAGCCGCAGUGGUCCUUUCCACAUUCUUCCAUGAAACUUUGCCCAUCCAGCUCAUGCAAGAAGCAUUCUCGGUCUCAAGAUGGAUUUCUACAUCAGACCUCAUUGACAUCCUGGAGAUCAACCCGCUCUGUGACAUCCAACGGUGCACGGCCCGUCUUGGAGGAGCUCCUUUUGACAAGUACAUCCGGCAUGACAUCCCUUCAGCAGCAAGCAUUGAGAUGCAUGUACAACCCGCACGUUGCCUUGGCGACCCCACGGCUGGCAGUGCGGGUGAUUUGUAUGUCAACAGGCAAACAGCCUUGGUUACCAGUCAUUCCUUGGUACAAACUGGUCGAUGGUUAAGGAGAUCCCGAGCACAGAUCUCACAGUCCAGCUCUUUGCAGACACCUCAGGAUCGUCUAUGUGAUGACUAUCUACAAGUUCCUCAGCGAGUUGCGGCUCACGCAGGGUUCUGGGCCAACGGGGGACCGAGACCGACCCCGAACUGGCCACUACAUUGGGCUACCAUCCAGGAAGUUUGGCAUUACUUCUUUGGCGCCCAAGAUUUGCCUGCAGAUGCCUUCAUUCGAGCGGAAGUCUGGUUUUCUGAUCAUUGCCGGCGGCCUUGGUCUGAUGCAGGUCGCAUUGUCCAACUUGGGGCUGACCUUGGCAGUUGGAUCCCGAGCCUUCAACAAGCAUGGUCAGACUGGUUUCGCGAUGAUCUACCUUUUGACCUGCAAGUCGUCAGACCCAUGCCCAUCAGUGGAAUUGACAUGGUACAGUUCCAUGUCAUUUUGCUUCAGCAACCUGAACCAGACAAGCGCAGUGUGAUCCUGACAGUCAUGGAUUCCUUUGCUGACCCAUGGGAUCCGGCUCAGAUUUGCACGGUCUUACCCACAACGGUCGACCACUGGCAGCUCUUGCGUGAAGCGGUUGUGGAAUUUCAAUGUCCACCCAUUGUUCCCGCAUCGAGAUGCAGAACCCUCUUCGGCAACCUUGACAUAUCGGCGGGCAACUUGUUUCCUGUCCCGGACGGGGCCUGCUUCACCGUCGUCGUUGAGAACCCAGACAUUGAACCACAAUUGCCUUUAGGGCCAGAAUAUAGAGAAGAUGCGGCUGAGGAUCCAGGUCCUGACGGUCUUUCACUACUGCAACAUCGUGCCCAACCCCUUCGACAAGCACUUACCCCGGAGGUAGCUUCCAGGGAUUGGGCAUCAGAUGAAACCUUUGCGGAGAGCCACCAAGUGGAUCAGCCCAGAGUUAUUACUCUUAUUGCGGGCGCUCCUAUUGAUCUUCUACCUGACCAAGUUGAGAUCCCCGCCAACGGUGGUCAACGAGAACUUGAAGUAGAACUCUUGGCAUGGGGUCAUCGGGUCAAGGCCUUUUUCUUUGGUGACCACGAUAAGGCAGUCUGUUUUCCACCUGGAUGGAGCUUCCCAACAGAUGCACAUUACAUGUUCUGCCAUUCAGAUGUCAAGGAUCCCAAUGGUGCCUUCCUUCACUCAUGCAGUUCAGAGCUACAGGAAAUAGACCAACUUCGACUGCUUCACAGCUGUGGUUACCUUCGUGCUGUUGUGCGUUCCUGUGUAGAAGUCUUUCCGCGUUUCUACCAGGUGCGAUUCACUGACCAGCAGGUUGCACCCACUGAGACAACACAGAAGACGAGACCAUGUGCUUCCUGGCCGCCUCCACAACCAUUUUUGACACAGCCAGCACGUCCCUUCCAGCCAGGUACGACCUUCUCUACUGACCAACUCCUUCGUACCAAUGUUUCCCUGGGCGACAUUGAAGAGUUCUUCAGAUCGCACCAGGAUGUCUUGUACACGGACCCGACUGGUUAUGGUUUUCCAGAAGAGGUCCUUCAAGCGAUUUUGGACUGUGAUCAAACUUUGCGUUGGGACGAGCUAGACCGCCUGAUCAUCUAUGCGGACGGCUCAUCAGCGGGCACAGGUCGGCACCUUCCUCCACUUCAGGCUGCAGAAGAAGGACUGGGAGACGCAUGGGCUUAUGUGGUCCUUGGGGAACGCUACUCUCCUCCAGGGCUGACCCUGCUUGGAUGGAAUGCGCAAUUGGUCCAAUAUGAGGCCGAUGGAAAUUUCUAUCUGGGAGCCACCCGCGUAGGGGCGGACAUCGCAGAGAAGGAGGCCAUCAGUUGGGCUGGGCUAUGGAGGCUCACCCAGAACUCCUCGCUCCCUACUACAUUUCGUACUGACUCGAUGACGACAGAGCUUCAAGCCAGUGGACAAAUUGGAAAUCCAACCUGCGCUGAGUCCCACGAGACGGUCCGUGGCAUCUUCCAGGCGUUAGAAUCCCUGCUACCGGGCGAUGCUCUACAGUUCAGCCAUGUACCUGGACAUUGCGGAGAACCUUGGAAUGAGCUCUGUGAUUUCCUGGCCAAGUUGGAGAUUAGCCGCAGUCAAUAUUUUCGCCGUCCCACUUUGACUAUGCGUACAUGGCGACCGGCGCUCCGCUUCUUGUGGAUGGUCUUCAGCAAACAGGAUGGCUUGCCCCAAUUUUGUGGAGAAGGAUUUCAUGUACCUCCUCCAGACUUACCAGAUCAACAGCAACCUUGCUUGACUGCAGUAUCGGACGUCUCCACUUUGGACAUCCAAUAUCAUCUGAGUAUCUGUACUGCCAAUGUGAACUCACUGAGUACUGGACCAGAUGGCCACAGAGGCAAAUUAGAUUAUUUGAGAACUCAAUUUGUCCAACUUGGCCUCAAUGUUAUUGGAAUCCAAGAAGCCAGAACACCUGUGUCACAUACCUUUGUCGACAAGGUCAUCAGGCUCACGUCGGGCAGCCAGGGCAAGCAUCUGGGGGUAGAGUUAUGGAUCAACACCUCACAACCUUAUGGAUGGUGCGACAAUGAGGCUCUGUAUUUUCAGCGCGAGCAUUUUCAGGUAGUACACAAGGACCCAAGAGCUCUCUUGGUUCAUGCAGUUUGCCCCUAUUUGGAUGCAUGGUUUUUGGUUGGACAUGCCCCUCACAGCGGCAUUGAAGAAGAGGCACGUCUAUCCUGGUGGGCUCAUUUCAUUGCGCUGGGAGAGAGAAAAACAUCUGGGGCUCAUCUCUUUGUUAUGGUAGAUGCGAACGCGGCUCCUGGAGGAGAAGAUGGAAAGGCAGUUCUCAGAUCUGACCUGCCCACUAGCCUGAACACUCCACUGUGGAGAGAGUUCCUUCAAACAUGUCAUCUUGGCCUACCUUGCACAGGUGCAGCUCAUGAAGGAGACAUCAUGACCUGGAUCUCGCCGGAUGGGUCCUCACAUCAUUGCUUGGACUAUGUCGCGAUUGACCUUGCACUCAUGGCCUCAUGCACAUUUUCCAGUGUCGUUGAAGAGCUCGACUUGGGCCAUGCUCAAUGGGACCAUACCGCCACCGCGGUACAGUUGAACUGGAAAGGCACUCAUUCACGACAGGAGAAGAGAAGGGAGCGCAAGCCCGCUUUCGACCCCCGGCAAAUCGACACGGACAAGAUCGAGGAGAUUCUCAAAGACUAUCAAGUCCCAUCAUGGACUACUGACAUUGAAACACAUGUCGAAGGCUUCAAUGCGCAUGUUUUACAAGGGCUACAUCAAUCUUGUUCACGUGGAUCUGACCAACCCAAGAAGCCCUUCUUUGAUACACAGUUGUGGGAUCUUCGGAAGUCCAAACUUCGUCGGAGGAAGCAACUGAAGGACAUUGAGCGGAGGCUCAGAGAUGAAGCCAAGGUUGUCCUCUUUCAGCAGUGGAAACAGUCCAGCAAAGGGAGCGUUGAUCCUCUCCUCUCAACUACAUUCUUUGAGUACAACACCAGCCUCAUCUGCCACAAAUUCCGCGUCUGGGGAGCCCUACGUGUCGAGACCCGUCAACUGCGUUUGAGGCUUCGUUCGGCCAAGCAGAGGCACAUCCAGGAGUGCUUUGAGAACAUGGACGCUGGUGCUUCAGCAUCCACCAUCCUGCAUAAACUGCGGCCGAUCACGGGCCCAUCGAACCUCAAGAAGCUGAAGAAGGCUGCUUUACCAUACCUACAGAAAGAGGAUGGAACCCACUGCCUUGAUCCCCAUGACGCUAGGGAGGAAUGGAUCAAUUUCUUCCAGCAGAUGGAGGGCGGAGUACGACUCUCCAAAGAAGAGCAGCAUGAUCAAUGGGUUCAAUCGCUCGCAGCCUUCCGUAGCCAGCGACUUCAAGUUCAUGUUACUGAACUCCCAACGCUUCUGGAGCUGGAGCGAGCUUUUCGCAGAGUCCAACCCAACAAGGCUGUGGGCCCGGAUGGAAUACACCCAGCAGUUUGCCACAGUGCACCUUGCAGGAUGGCUCGGAAGUGCUUUGCACAACUCAUGAAGUUUUACCUUCAUGGGCAAGAGGCCCUGAUCCACAACGGCGGCUGCCUUCACCCCAUCUGGAAAGGGAAAGGCCCUAUGGACGUUUGCAGUUCAUUUCGCAGCAUCCUUGUAUCCAGUCACGUGGGUAAAUGCCUACAUCGGGCGAUCCGCCAGACACAAUGCACUUUCUUCGAAAGAUACCUACAAGCCGAACAGCUGGGAGGGCGGCGUCAUGUGCCUGUGACCCUAGGGGUCCACGCCGUUCGAGCCUAUCUUCGACAACACGCUGCUCGUGGACAUUGUGUGGGCCUGGUGUUCCUCGACCUCACAGAAGCAUUCUAUCAAGUCCUUCGCCCACUGGCUAUCGGCGGCCCGGUAGAAGACAACACCAUCCUGCAAAUGGCUCAUCGUCUGGGGCUUCCAGAUGACAUCAUGCACGACCUUUGGCAACAUCUGGCAGACCCACAUGCCACGGAGCUCGCCAGAUUGCCUCCUCAAGCUCAACAUGCACUACGAGCGCUACAUAGUGAAACACAUUUUCAUCUACGUGGACAGGAGGACGUUUGCAAGACCAAGGUCGGUUCCAGACCGGGCGACUGCUUUGCGGAUGUAGUGUUCUCCUAUCUUUGGGCCAGGCUCUUGCAUGGCUUACAAGCUCGACUACAUGCCGUUGGAGUGGACAACCAGAUACCGUAUCAGGAGACUUUCGAACCCUUCGAGGUCUCUGAGGCCGACCAGACGGCGGAUUUCAUUGGGCCCACGUGGAUGGAUGACCUUUGCCUUUGUGUCUCUGCGGAGGAUGCUCUUUCUCUCGAGCGCAAAGUAUGUCUCAGUACAUCUUUGCUUCUUGCCUCAUGCAGACAGUUCGCAAUGACGCCAAAUCUCAAGGCUGGCAAGACAGAAAUCCUUCUGUCUUUGCGCGGACGGCACUCCCACAAGGUCAAGAAGCAGUACUUUGGGCCGAAUGCCUCGAGACGCAUGGGCAUCCUGGACGAGGACACCACUCACCAUGUACAAGUUGUUAGCAGCUAUCAGCAUUUGGGAGGUUUGGUGCACCACAAGCAAGACAACGUGGCAGAGAUCAGGAAAAGGAUUGCGAUUGCUCACACCACUUUUUCACAACACAGAAGAACCUUGCUGCAAAACCCAUGCCUCAGUCUACACCGAAGAAUUGAACUGUUUCGUAGCUUAGUUCUCAGUCGGUUGCUCUACGGUGCAGAGUCAUGGACGAUAUCCACCAAGCAAUUCAAGCACUACUUGCACUCAGCCAUCAUCCGGUUGUAUCGACGCCUGCUGCCAGCCUCGCGUGAUCAACAUGUGACAGAUGACGAGGUACUAUGCAGCACCGGCUUGCCUUCACCAAGCGAGCUUUUCCGGGCCUGCCGACUUCGAUAUUUGUGCACGCUUUUUGCCUGCCAUGACGUGAUACCCUGGGGCCUCCUGAAUGCAGACACAGCCUGGCUGGAGCUCAUGAGAGAUGACCUCACCUGGAUGUGGCGCCAACUUCGUGGAGCUUCCUCGCUUUUGGAUCCCGUUGACCACUUCGAGUCCUGGAGAUAUUUGCUCCGCUACCAUCGACCAUUUUGGAAACGCUUGGUUAGAAGGGCAUGUGAACACGCCAGUCUCCAGCGGUCCAACCAUCACAUGGUCAUGGCGGCGCACCACCGCAUCCUUGAGCAACUGAUCGAGUCUGGCCAUCUCUCGCCAGAGGUUCUUCGACCAACUCCUGCUGCGUUGCCUGUGGGGCACCUGUAUGGCUGCAUGGCUUGCCAGAAGUCCUUCACCAGCAGAGGAGGUGAAGGUGCUCACAUGUUCAAGGUGCACGGCAUCCGCAACAAGGUGAGGCAGUUUUUCAACACCACCACCUGUCCAGCAUGUUUGAGAGAAUACUUCACGCACGGCAAGGUCAAGAAUCACCUUCUCCACUCCGAGCGUUGCCGUAGGAUCCUCAUUGGCCGUGGCCAUCGAGUUGAACCAGUAGGAGGAUGGGGGUCAAGACAAGAUCGAGAGCUAGCAGCCGCCCACGACUCGCUGCUGCCUCCCAUGCAGAGUGAAGGUCCCAUGCUUCCCACUGUCCUUGGAGAGGAAAUCCUGCAUGACCUCAUUUUGGGGGAAGAUAUCUACCAAGCUUUGGCAGAGCGUGGGGAUUUGCCUGAGCAGAUGACCAUUGAACAGAUUAUCCGUAAGGUGAUCCAGGACCGCAGUGUCUCAUGGUCUACAUGCUCAGCCACUCUAUCUUACCUCCUCGAGCACAUCACCCAUGAGGAUGCGGAGACCAUCGGGCUCGCAUACCAGGACGUCGUGGCGACCCUGCAGUACCUCAACACAGGCGAUGCGUGGUGCUUUUUGGGUGCAGUUCACGGGCGUGAGACUGCGUAUGACGCUAUCGAUCAGCUUCACAGCAUUCUGGCUCAGGAGAGUGAGGUCCAGCGACAGGCACCGCUCUACUCUGGACCCCCUAAGGCUUUUGGGCGACAUCGUUAUGUGCUUCAUGCCUUUUCAGGUCGGCGGCGAGUAGGGGACCUGCAGUACUUCCUGGACCGUGCGAGUGCCACUGAGGAGAACUUUGUCAUCCAUACCAUCUCCUUAGAUUUGGUCGUGGACGCUUGCUGGGGAGAUGUGAGCAGGAUUGAGACGAGACGCUUCUGGCUCCAGGGCAUCCGGGAGGGAUACGUCACUUCCCUCCUUGCUGGGCCGCCCUGUGAGACUUGGUCUAAGGCCCGUGGGGUCACCAUUCCGGGCCGCCGUUGCCCACGGGUGCUCCGACUCCUCGAAGCGCUUUGGGGCAUGGACUCCCUCAGUCUUAGAGAACUCCGACAACUUGGAGUUGGCAACCUCCUGCUGCUCUUCACGGUCGAGGCGCUAGUUCACCUAGCACUAGCUGGAGGCCACGGCAUUUUGGAACACCCGGCCAUGCCAGACGAGGAAGAGAAAGCAUCCAUCUGGCGUUUGCCUUUGAUCUCCACGUUGCUCACAUGGCCUGACUUUCGCAUUGUCCGUUUGGCCCAGGGUCUGUGGGGUGCGGCAUCGCCUAAGCCCACGAUGUUGCUUGCACUCAACAUGCCAGAGCUCGAGCACCACCUACGUGCGUGGCAGACCGCUCGGGAUCUUCCUCGUGGUGCUUCGAUUGGUGUGGACGCGUCGGGCCACUGGGCGACUACGAAAUUGAAAGAGUACCCGCCAGCCUUAUGCAGCGGACUCUGUUCAGCGUUUUUGGGGGUGCAGCGUACACAUGAUACGGAUCCCACCCUUGUGAUUGGCCAAGAGUUUAUCUCCCGUAGUCUGGCUCUUGAGAUUUCAGACUACGGUGACGUGAUUGGUAAGGAUUACGCUGGCUAA
Molecule: messenger RNA, 12834 nt
Organism: Cladocopium goreaui
Lineage: Eukaryota; Dinophyceae; Suessiales; Symbiodiniaceae
Source: the annotation of a GenBank genome assembly